CGAACGUGCUCUCCUCGGCGCUGGACAACACACAGACCGGACCAAGAAGUCCUCCCCCUCUCCUCCCUCACAGUGGUGAUCGAUAGUCUCACGGAACCAGGAUUGAUUACGAUUUCGAAAGUGAUCCGCCGAUUCUGAGGAAGACAGUGCCCUUCGAUUUUCACGAUGGCGCAGGUCAUACAGAGAAUAUACGAUGGCUACAGAGAUCUCAUGGACAACAAGAGUGACCCGAGGGUGAACGACUGGAUGCUGAUGAGCAGCCCGUUCCCCACUCUGGCCAUCUGUCUCUCCUACGUUUAUUUCGUGAAAGUGUUGGGUCCCAAGCUGAUGGAGAAUCGGAAACCUUUUGAUCUCAGGAGAGUGAUGAUAUUCUACAACCUCUUCCAAGUGAUCUUCUCCACGUGGCUGUUCACCGAGUCCUUGGUGUCCGGAUGGGGAGGUCAAUAUUCGUUCCGUUGCCAACCGGUGGACUACUCGAACAAUCCGCUGGCGGUACGAAUGGCCCACGGUUGCUGGUGGUACUACUUCUCGAAAUUCACCGAAUUCGCGGACACGAUCUUCUUCGUUCUGAGGAAAAAGAACAAUCACAUCUCGACUCUGCACGUGAUCCAUCACGGAUGCAUGCCCAUGUCCGUUUGGUUCGGCGUCAAGUUCACUCCUGGCGGUCACUCGACCUUUUUCGGUCUCCUGAACACGUUCGUCCACAUCGUGAUGUACUCGUACUACCUUCUGGCUGCUCUCGGCACAUGGAUCCAGCCGUAUCUCUGGUGGAAGAAGUACCUGACCAGCCUGCAGAUGGUCCAGUUCGUUCUUGUGAUGAUCCACGCGUUCCAGCUGUUAUUCAUCGACUGCAACUACCCGAAGGCGUUCGUCUGGUUGAUCGGUUUACACGCCGUAAUGUUCUAUUUCCUGUUCCGCGACUUCUACGUCGAGGCAUACAGGAAGAGAAAAACAUCGUUGUCGUUGAAAAAAAAGGAGGCGGAGGCGGCCGCGGCCAGGGAAAAGAGCAGAAAAGAACAGAUCGAAUCGACGUCAACCGGUGUCGCCGAUGCGAAGGAGAACGGCUCGAUGUACGCGAACCAGUACAAAAUGGCGACCGGUUACAUCUCGGACAACGGGCUGAGGAAUCGUGUGUUCAUCGACAACCGGGGUUUCAAAGAGUAAACUCCCUCGAUCCUCCUCCCCCUCCCAGUAUCGUGAGGAUCAGAAGCGCUCAAGCCGUACAGAGUCCCGAAUUCACCGAUCGUUUGCUAAAUCGGUGACGUCUGUCCGCUGGAUUCUUCGUAAAACUUUAUCCAUACAAACACAUCGUGGGUAUACAAUACGUAUGUAUAUCAAAGAUAUUUCGUCGAGGACGUCUGGAAUGAUCGCUCGCGACCAGUCCUGUGGCCCAACGAGAGAGCGUUCCCUAUCCUCGAAUCUCUCUAGGCCAGCCGACUGGCACGCCGGUUAUUAUCCUGCACGCAGGAUCCGUGCGUACGAAAUGACCAUUUUCACGCUUUCUGUGCGUGCGUGUGCCUGAGCGUGUGUGUAUAUGUGUAUGCAUGUUUGUCCCGUCGUGGAUAUGAAUGUACCAAAAUGACCGCGCAAGUUUUAGGGUAAGAACGAGACAAAGAAACGUAGCAAAAGCAGCGAAUCACCGUGUCGCUAUUUCUUCGAGUAGCAUCCGAGUUAAGCCAGAUUCAUAUCAGCGAUCAAAGGUACGGUUCGAACACGCUCAAUCUGAAUUUAGGGUUACGUGUGAUUGAUAAAGGCCGCUGCCUGAUUUUGACGUGAUCUGACCGUAGCGUGACAGCUAGUGUGAAUUCGGCUUUACAGGGUUCGAUGCACAUAAUCGAUACGCGACGUCGUUACGAUUUCAUUUUCACAAAGAUUCCCAGCGUGCGUACGAUAAUUGAUGGUAGCGGCACUGCUAUGAAAGAACGACAUACACCGUAUCGCUGGUGCGUAUCGAGUCUUCGAGAUAAGAGGAUUGGAAAAUUUUAAUCUUAAGUUCCUCACUUGUAAAUUUAGCAGUAGUGUUUCCGAUCGAUCCGCAAGAUCGAGCACGUUACGCCGAGCCAGUGAUUCGUUUCGAUACGAAACGCUGCACCCUGUACACAUACCGAUUUUACGAAUCUCAUCGCAGACACGUCGCCGCGACGUUCCAAUUGCUCAAAUCACUCGAUUAACUCCUGCCCUCGUAACUUCGUUACAUCGAGAGAGUUAUCUUCCAUUGUAAUGCGUGAUCGCGACGUGGAUUCGAUGACAGCCAAAUUGGUUAUCGUAAGGCUAAAGGUUUCAUAGACAACGGUUUCAGCCGGAAGACCGAGUUCAUCCUUUUCAAAUUGUUGUUGUACGUGUUCCAUUGAUUCUCAAGGGAAAUGUAAAACUCCACUGAACGCCCAGAUUAAUACCGAAAGGAAUCACUCCACCCGGGCAUUACGGAACAAUGGACAAAUUACAUCCGCGAAGGAAUCGUCAACAUCGUGUCGAUCGUAGACGGAGUCCAUUUCGCAGAACUUUCGUAACGUACGAACCACGCCAUGGAACGAUAAAACCGAAACGUUUGCAUACUUGGUCGAUUCUUCUGACGCAACACUUUUUUCAUCUUUAGAAUCAUUAAUUUUUGUUUAAGGAAAAAUUGUUGUUAAACCGUGAGAAUGUGUGGAACGUGGUGCCCCCGAUUCGAACAAAAGAAAAGAGUUGCAUACUCAACGUGAUGAGUAACUCACUUUCAACAUGUAGAAUAAGUGAUUUUGUAUGAUAUGGACAACUCGUUGCUGACAAAAAAUGUAUUUAUUUUAC
Messenger RNA from Dufourea novaeangliae, 2787 nucleotides. Its product is annotated as elongation of very long chain fatty acids protein AAEL008004-like. The coding region runs from base 166 to 1164 and encodes 332 amino acids. NCBI's taxonomy places the organism in Eukaryota, Metazoa, Arthropoda, Insecta, Hymenoptera, Halictidae. The transcript has 4 exons. Gene Ontology annotation, molecular function: fatty acid elongase activity. The record is from RefSeq and is a predicted model, not a curated record. Gene Ontology annotation, biological process: fatty acid elongation, monounsaturated fatty acid; fatty acid elongation, saturated fatty acid; sphingolipid biosynthetic process. Gene Ontology annotation, cellular component: endoplasmic reticulum membrane.